Messenger RNA from Exophiala aquamarina CBS 119918, 1458 nucleotides. RefSeq lists its product as uncharacterized. The transcript has a single exon. Bases 1 to 1458 code for a protein of 485 amino acids. The record is from RefSeq and is a predicted model, not a curated record. Lineage: Eukaryota; Fungi; Ascomycota; Eurotiomycetes; Chaetothyriales; Herpotrichiellaceae.
AUGGCUUCCUCAAAGGCCAACCUCUCUUCAUUACCCGCUGAGUUACUGCUCUCGAUUCUAUACCAAUCCCGGGAACUCUCCCUGAUCAAUGUUUGUCGAGAGUUUCGUGCCUGUCUUCCUCCAUUCUCGCCAAUUGCUCGAUCACUUGCUGUGCUUGCAUUCAGCAAGGUCAAUCACGCCUCUACGUCACCAGAUGGGCAAUAUUAUCAAGGGCCUGUAAUGGAGCCCUUUCUUCAGGAAUUUCGCUCCGCUCUGGACGAGGCAACAGGGCUAGCGUUUCCUCUGUCACCGGAGCAGCGUGCGCAUCUACAGCAAGACGUGCUGUGCAGUGGAUGGUGGAACAUCAAUAGGUUCCACGCCGUGCACUUGUUCCUCUUCCGAUACCAUCUGUUGAGCCUCGAGGCGCGGCUGAGUGAAGACCCAUUCCGGAUACCCGAUGCGCAGAUCGAUUCGUUCAAACAAUAUAUUCGCAAUUUCGAAACCCACUGGUCACUCUGGACGACUCCUCGGAAGACAAUGCAGGAACCGGAUUUUCCAUUCAUCAUGCCGUGGAAGUCUAUGCCGAAUUAUUACUUGCACACUGAUGUACUCUUGACCCGAGCAGUGACUUAUAUGACUCCAAUGCUGCCCGCUGUUACUGUGGAAAGUACUGAUAUAUCUAUGAACCAACACGCAUUUGUAUUCCAAAGGGGAUGGCAUAUGCCAGAGUACUGGAAUAUCAUGCGAGUCAACAACAGUGACAUGAGCGACAAUGUAGGUCCUCGAGACCCUACAGCGCAAAUGUUGGAGAACAGGAGAUUGGAUGGCAAGGGCAGGAAAUAUUUCCUGCCACCACGACCCUUGCUUGUUCCUCCCUUUACAGCACGAAAACGCGGCAUCCUAGUAUAUUUGAUCCAAGAGGCCGCUGGUCGUUACUUUAUCACCGACAUACCGGAUCUCAACCACAACAGCACACGAGAAGACGACGAAAGGAUCCUCAGCAACGCUAUCCUCGAGGCAAUUCCAAUUGGGGACAUCCCGUUCCUGAAGAUUCUGCUGACACUGCUUCAGGGUCAGAACCCACCUCAUCUCAGCCCCGAUCAGAGCUACACUGGUGCGCUCAUUGCUCCCGUGGCUGGAACCCAGGACCGAGCAAUGGUCCAACUGUACAUCGAGGAGGCUUCCUGGUCUCGAGAAGAGAUGGACAGGUAUGUUCUCACGGCCAUGAGAUCAGGCAAUCCAGAUGUUCUUUCUGUACUUCUUGACAUCUACGCUGUUUAUGAUCGCCGCAUUGAAGAAAUUGAACGCUUCGCACAGCGCAUGUCUGGGCUUCUAGACAAAACCGAAUUCUUGGAUGAUGCGUCCCACGACCAGAUACGGGAUGUUGUCACGAGGAAGAUCAAAUCGAUGAAAGCUGCUGCCAUUAGAUCUUCGGAUUAUGCGCGGGAUAAGUGGCUGGUUGAGUCGGGAGCUGACUAG